AUGGACUAUUUCAAUCUCCCUUCGUUCAUGAAGAAAUUCAACGUCGACACCAGUCUAAAUGAGUUGAGGAUACCACCCGAAUUUGUGUCGAUCCAUGGGGCAGAUCUCUCCUUCGACUGCCGCUUCGUGAUGCCGCGGGGAAGGAGUUGGCCAGUUCGCCUACUAAAGAUUGCUAGUGGAUGCCAUUUCCAUGCUGGUUGGGCGGAUUUCAGAAUCAUUAACAACAUUGUCCAUGACGAUUAUCUAACAUUCACUAUGGUCGACGAUGAAAUCUUUCAUGUGAAACGGUACAACCCUCGCACGGGUUGCCCACCGCUGUGUGAUGUUCAAGAACCAGAAAUUGAGUCAUCCGAUGACGAGGACUAUGCUCCCGAUCAAGGUGUCAUCGACGAUGAUGGCUGCCCCACGUUCGUGGUCACCCUUGACUGGUCGAACAUUAAGCGCUCACUGGAGAUCCCUUUUGCGUUUUGGCGUCGCCACAUUCGAAUGAAUGCACUGCAGGACCCCGUCUACUUCAAUGUCAACGGCGACACUUGGUAUAUAGUCCUCGAUCACAAUGAUUCCAAGAUAUGGGUGAAGCGCGGUUGGCGCCGUUUCAAGAAUGUCAACUAUCUGGUUGCCGGAACUCGAUGCCAUUUCAAGCUCAUUGACCGUAACGAAGUCCAAUUCUACGUAUGGUUUGAUCGCCCGUAG
Messenger RNA from Salvia hispanica, 693 nucleotides. The record is from RefSeq and is a predicted model, not a curated record. Lineage: Eukaryota; Viridiplantae; Streptophyta; Magnoliopsida; Lamiales; Lamiaceae.